Molecule: messenger RNA, 241 nt
Organism: Amoebophrya sp. A25
Lineage: Eukaryota; Dinophyceae; Syndiniales; Amoebophryaceae
Source: the annotation of a GenBank genome assembly
AUGGAGUCCCUUCAGAUAGAUCCCGGAAACCCAGACGCAUGGAAUAUGAUCGGAAGGUGGUUCUUUCAACAGCACAAGCGCGUCGCGUGCAAACUGUCUGAGCAAGCACAGACAGUUCCUGCAGAGCGGGAUCGCCUGCAGCAGAUGAAACUCAGAUAUGCUUUUCUUGCAGGAGAAUGGUGCACCCGCGGCAUUGACGCAGGUGAAGCGCGCAAUCCGAUGUGGUCUCCCACGAGUGGUC